Molecule: messenger RNA, 3126 nt
Organism: Cutaneotrichosporon cavernicola
Lineage: Eukaryota; Fungi; Basidiomycota; Tremellomycetes; Trichosporonales; Trichosporonaceae
Gene: NEO1
Exons: 14
Coding region: 1-3126 (1041 amino acids)
Biological process (GO): endocytosis; phospholipid translocation; retrograde vesicle-mediated transport, Golgi to endoplasmic reticulum
Cellular component (GO): trans-Golgi network; plasma membrane; endosome
Molecular function (GO): magnesium ion binding; ATP binding; ATPase-coupled intramembrane lipid carrier activity
Source: RefSeq, a predicted model, not a curated record
AUGACCGGUUCGCGUUUCAACAUCAAGCAGGAUCCGAAGUCUGGAAAAGGCAACGUGACGUCAAAAAACAGCUCGCGAACGAUCCAGCUGCCGGCCCAAGGUGCCCGAUCCCAGUUUCCUCCAAACUUGAUACGAAACCAGAAGUACUCUGUUAUCUCCUUCCUACCAGUUGUCUUCUAUGAGCAGUUCAAGUUCUUCUUCAACUUCUAUUUCCUCGUCGUCGCGCUAAGCCAAUUCGUCCCGGCGUUGAAGAUUGGUUACAUCGUCACAUAUGUUGCCCCUCUCGCUUUUGUCCUCGCGGUCACUAUGGGCAAGGAGGCGUACGACGACUACUGUCGGUACCAGCGUGAUCGUGAAGCCAACUCAACGCGCUACCUGGUUCUUCUUCCUCACGACUCGGUUGACGAGUCCAACCCUCCCGCCUAUGACCUCCCCAGACCUCAGACUAGAUUGACGCCGUCUUCUGGGAUCAAGGUCGGCGACAUGGUUCUGCUAGAGAAGAACCAAAGGGUUCCGUCCGACAUAGUCCUCUUGACGACAAGCGAGGAGGAGGGCACCUGCUUCAUCCGUACCGACCAGCUUGACGGCGAGACGGACUGGAAGCUCAGGGCCGCCGUGGGCGAGACUCAGCGACUCGGAGAGAAAGGCGUCGGAGGGAUAGAGGGCAAUCUUUUUGCGGACCCGCCCAUCAAGGACAUCCACAGCUUCUACGGCGUCCUGACUCUCCGUUCCACAGAUCCAGGCCUGCAGAUGGAGACAUCGAUCCCUCUUUCCGUGGAGAACGUCCUGUGGGCUAACACCGUCCUCGCUGCUGGUUCUGCCGUUGGACUAGUCGUCUACACUGGUAGGGACACGCGGGCUGUUCUCAACACAAGCGAGCCGGAGACGAAAAUGGGCUCUCUGGAGAAGGAAGUCAACAAGAUGGCCAAGAUCCUCUGCACUGUCACCUUUGCGCUGUCGGUUUUCCUUGUCGCACUUAAUGGGUUCCGGGGACAGUGGUACAUCUACGUCUUCCGGUUCCUAAUCUUGUUCUCCUCCAUCAUCCCCAUCAGCCUGCGCGUCAACCUCGACAUGGCCAAAACUGUUUACACGCAUCACAUCCAAACCGACUGCGAGAUCCCGGGAACGAUUGUCCGCACGAGCACUCUUCCGGAAGAGUUGGGCAGAAUUGAGUAUCUCUUGACGGACAAGACAGGCACACUGACUCGCAACGAAAUGGAGAUGAAGAAACUCCACAUGGGAACGGUCGUCUUCACGUGGGAGUCUAUGGAUGAGGUUGCCCAUCUCCUGUCGCAGGCGCUUGGGGAACAACCUCAAAAGCGACAGGGCUCAGUUGGUUCUGGUGUCUUGCCGCGCAGCCGCCGCGACAUCUCCACUCGCGUCAAGGACGCUGUGAUGGCACUGGCGACGUGUCACAACGUGACACCUGUGACCAACGACGACGGGACAGUGACCUACCAGGCAUCGUCGCCGGAUGAGGUUGCCAUUGUCGAGUGGACCGAGACGGUCGGGGUGAGACUAGCUUCACGGGACCGGACGAGCAUGACCUUGAAGACGAGGUCAGGCCAGAUCUUGGCGUUCGACAUUCUUGCGGUCUUCCCGUUCACGUCCGAGUCAAAACGCAUGGGUAUCAUCAUCCGGGACAGGGCCACAGGCAUCACGACCUUCGUUCAGAAGGGAGCGGAUGUUGUCAUGUCCAAAAUCGUUCAGAAGAACGACUGGCUCGACGAAGAGACCGGAAAUAUGGCCCGCGAGGGCCUCCGCACUCUUGUUGUUGGUCGUAAGCGCCUGUCCAAUGAGAGUUAUGCCGCAUUCGACUCGAAGUACAGGGAGGCACAGCUUGUGGCUGGCGACGAGCGGACGGACGCCAUGCGCACUGUUGUCCAGGAGUAUCUUGAAUCGGACCUAGAGCUGUUGGCCUUGACCGGUGUGGAGGACAAACUGCAGGACGAUGUCAAGCCGACCCUUGAGCUCAUGCGAAACGCCGGCUUAAAGAUCUGGAUGUUGACCGGCGACAAGAUUGAGACGGCCACCAGCAUUGCAGUGUCCAGUAAGCUGGUCUCACGCAACCAGUACAUUCACCAGGUUGCAAAGCUCCAAUCACCAAAUCAAGUCCGUGACAUGCUCGACUUUCUCCAGGCCAAGCUUGACUGCUGCCUCGUUAUCGACGGCGAGUCUCUCCAGCUCUGCUUGGACUCGUUCAGUGCCGAAUUCGUCUUGUUGGCCACUCAACUACCAGCAGUUGUCGCCUGCCGGUGUUCGCCGACCCAAAAGGCGGACGUCGCGCGACUGAUCCGCGAGUUCAGUAAGAAGACUGUCUGCUGCAUCGGUGACGGAGGGAAUGACGUUAGCAUGAUCCAGGCUGCCGAUGUUGGUGUUGGCAUCGUCGGUAAAGAAGGCAAGCAGGCGUCUCUCGCUGCAGACUUUUCGAUCAACCAGUUCUCCUACCUCACACAACUCCUUCUCUGGCACGGGCGGAACUCGUACAAGCGCUCCGCAAAGCUCUCACAGUUCGUCAUUCACCGCGGUCUGAUCAUUGCCGUCAUUCAGGCCGUCUUCAGCUCCAUCUUCUUCUUUGCCCCCAUUGCUGUGUACCAAGGAUGGCUGCAGGUCGGCUACGCGACCGUCUACACCAUGGCUCCCGUCUUCUCACUCGUCCUGGAUCGCGAUGUCAAUGAGGACACGGCGCUCAUGUACCCCGAAUUGUACAAGGAGCUCACCAAGGGCCGGUCUCUUAGCUACAGGACAUUCUUCACCUGGCUCACGAUUAGUGUCUACCAAGGUGGCACCAUCAUGCUCCUCUCGCUGCUCCUCUUCGAGUCCGAGUUCCUACAUAUCGUCGCCAUUUCGUUCACAGCACUCGUCCUCAACGAGCUCAUCAUGGUCGCACUCGAAAUCACCACGUGGCACAAGUAUAUGGUCAUGAGCGAGUUUGCAACUGCUAUCAUCUACUUUGGCUCGAUGUGGAUCUUGCCAGAGUACUUUGACAUGCACUUUGUGCUCACGUCGACGUUCAUCGCCAAGGUAGCCUUCAUUGUGGCCGUGUCUAGCCUUCCGCUCUAUGUGAUCAAGGCUUUGCACCACCGGCUCAACCCAGCAGCCUACGCCAAGGUGAACGAAUCGUAG